Stomoxys calcitrans (stable fly) is the source of this 787-nucleotide messenger RNA. Its product is annotated as probable RNA-binding protein EIF1AD. Gene Ontology annotation, biological process: translational initiation. The record is from RefSeq and is a predicted model, not a curated record. NCBI's taxonomy places the organism in Eukaryota, Metazoa, Arthropoda, Insecta, Diptera, Muscidae. The coding region runs from base 168 to 701 and encodes 177 amino acids. The transcript has 3 exons. Gene Ontology annotation, cellular component: nucleus. Gene Ontology annotation, molecular function: translation initiation factor activity; RNA binding.
UGAGCUUGGCUACUCCCGAACAAACAGCAACACAUUUUCGCAGAUAAAAUAAUUUUUUAUUUUUAGUUUUCACUAAACUAAAUGAAUUUAAAAAUUAAACUGUCGAUAUAUUUUGAAAGCACUGGAAAAUAUCUAAACUCCUGAGACUUGAACAGAUUUUGCACAAAAUGUCCCGAGUAACACGUCAAAAACAUGUCCUCAAAGAGAUGAUGGAGGACGAUUAUGAACUGCCCAAGGAGAAUCAACAAAUAGUUCGCGUAGUUUGCAGCCGCGGAAACAAUCUGCAUGAGGUGGAAACCGCCAAUGUGGGAGAAGAUCGUUUUCUUGUGACUAUGCCCAACAAAUUCCGCAAAAAUCUUUGGGUCAAGCGUGGCGACUUUAUUGUAGUUGAACCCAUUGAAGAGGGUGACAAGGUUAAAGCUGAAAUAUGUAAAAUUUUAACAACAGAACACAUCAAGGAAUACAGUAAAGCCGGCGUGUGGCCUGAGAGAUUCAUUAAAAAGUCCAACAACGAGCAUUGCCCAAUAAACGGUACUUACAGUAAUCGGGAGGCCCCAAGCAAUGGGAAUUCGUCUAAUGAUGAUGAUGAUGAUGAUGACGAUGACCUAGAGCCUAAUACAAAUCGACCUGUUGCCAGGAUAAUAGAUGAUUCAGAUGACAGUGAUGAUGACGAUAGCAGUUCCGAAGAGGAUGAAAGUUAGAGGAAUUCUUAGUAUAUACCCCAAAAUAUUUUUAUUGGAAAUAAAUAAAUACCAUGUUUUUUCUGUGCUGAGUACAGUUUUGUAAA